Molecule: messenger RNA, 1107 nt
Organism: Cuscuta epithymum
Lineage: Eukaryota; Viridiplantae; Streptophyta; Magnoliopsida; Solanales; Convolvulaceae
Source: the annotation of a GenBank genome assembly
CGCAGUUAUAUGUAGUUGACAAAUAAUGCAACUAUUUAACCCCUUGAUUACUAUAACAUGAGAAUCGAGGAAGAAAAUGACUAAGAGCAACAUGGAGAGCGAACUCAUUCAAGCGCCUAUUCGAGCAUUGAAGAGAGCCAGAGAUUUCUAUAUCCGGGGUUUGUGGGACUGUUCCGGCAAGCUCGGGCCCGGCGCCGGGAAUCUGAUGGGCUGCCCGGCGCCGCCGCCUCCGCUUUCCACUAUGCCACGUAGCUUUUCCGAGCUGACCAGCGGGGACGAGGACUUGAGGGAACUUAUUAGGGUCUCUUCUAGAAGAAGCCUCAGAGGCAAGGUGGGGGCGGAAGUACUCCGGCGAGGGCAGCCAACGCCGGCGGCGGUUGAUUCUGCUCCCGGACGGGGAGGUUUGCCAAAAGCUGGGCCGUGUCGUGGCGUCGUGGUGGUGGCUAUUGGGAGGAUUGAUGAAGAGAAGUGGUACACGUCAUGAGUUCUUGACUUGAUCGAAUUGGUGUUUUAUUGCUUCAAAGUAGGAAAUUAUAAUCAAGUUUGGGAAGCCCAUGCAAGAAUAAUAUCUCCUAUGUAUAUUGAUUGAUAGCAUGUACCAUAUAUGGUGCCUUGAUCUUCAAUGAUUUGCUUUGAGAAAAAUCUUCAAUGUCUUUAGUUUUAAGAAAAGCCCAUGAAGGAUAUGAUGUUACAAUUCUCACUAAUAAUGUGCUAGUUUGACCUCAUCUAAAAAUGUCUACUCUAAUUAAUCUAGGUUGAAUCUGUUUGGUGUUGUCUUUUGAAGCAUAUCAUGUGUAUUUUUAUAUUCUUGUAUUAUCUAAGUUUGCUCUAUUUAAUGAUGUUUUCACUUUUAAUUUGAACACUCAAAAGCACAGGAAAAAUAAUCGGGGAUCGCAUCAUAUGAGGACUAGAUCACAAACACGCGACGCGAGAAACCUUGAUAUCUGAGGGGUUAUAUUGAGGGGCUUCUAUAAUGUAUUGGGGGUUGGGCUAGCUAUAUACAUUCUUGCUAUUUUCUUUAUUUUCUUGUCAAAAAAAGACGAUGUAUGUUUUGACUUUCAUUAAAGUUUUUAGUAUGUUCUAAUAUAAUUUAAUCUAGUCUGGUCA